AUGCCCAGAUGCGACUCAAUAGAGGAUGUCAUCAGGAACUUCGGCGACCUUCAAGAACUUGCUGCCGAAAUGGACUCUUUCCGCGAACUCGCGAUAAGCGUAGAGAGCCGGAGAAGUGAGCUUCUGUCUGAGUACCCGGACCAGUGGAUUGCGGUCUCCCGGGAUGGCGUCGUUGCCACGGCCGACACCAGGAUCGAACUGUUCGACCUGCUGAGCGAGAAGCGGAUUCGUCCAAAGGACGUAUAUCACGACUUCCUCGAUACCACGCCUCGGACAUUACUGCUGUGA
Messenger RNA from Geodia barretti, 288 nucleotides. Lineage: Eukaryota; Metazoa; Porifera; Demospongiae; Tetractinellida; Geodiidae. The record is from the annotation of a GenBank genome assembly.